CCGGCGGUCCCCGGCCCCCCGCCCGGCCUGGCCCGGCCGGAGGCGCUUUACUACCCUGGACCUCUACUGCCCCUGUACUCCACCCCGUCCAUGGGCUCCCCGCUGACCCUGCCUACACCCCUGUACCCCAUGAUGUACUCCAUGGAACAUCCCCUGUCGGCUGACAUCGCCAUGGCCACGCGCGCAGAUGAGGACGGAGACACGCCUCUCCACAUCGCGGUGGUGCAGGGUAACCUGCCCGUGGUGCACCGGCUGGUCAGCCUCUUCCAUCAGGGGGGCCGGGAGCUAGACAUCUACAACAACCUGCGGCAGACACCACUCCACCUGGCGGUGAUCACCACACUGCCGUCUGUGGUCCGGCUCCUGGUGACAGCUGGCGCGAGCCCCAUGGCACUGGACCGCCAUGGCCAGACAGCCACCCACCUGGCGUGCGAGCACCGCAGCCCGACCUGCCUGCGGGCCCUGCUGGACAGUGCUGCCCCGGGCACCGUGGACUUGGAAGCCCGCAAUUACGACGGCCUCACCGCCCUGCACGUGGCAGUGAACACUGAAUGCCACGAAGCCGUGUUGCUCUUGCUGGAGCGCGGCGCGGACAUCGACGCGGUGGACAUUAAGAGUGGCCGCUCCCCGCUCAUCCACGCAGUGGAAAACAACAGCCUUAGCAUGGUGCAGCUGCUGCUGCAGCACGGCGCCAACGUGAACGCGCAGAUGUACUCCGGCAGCUCGGCGCUGCACUCGGCGUCCGGCCGCGGGCUGCUCCCGCUCGUGCGCACGCUGGUCCGCAGCGGCGCCGACAGCGGCCUCAAGAACUGUCACAACGACACGCCGCUCAUGGUGGCGCGCAGCCGCCGGGUCAUCGACAUCCUGAGGGGGAAGGCCACACGGCCCACCUCGACUUCACAGCCAGAGCCCUCCCCGGAAUGGAGUGCUAACACCUCCCCUGAGAGUUGCAGCCGCCUCAGCUCCAAUGGUCUGCACUCUGCCUCUCCAUCCUCCUCGCCCUCCCAGUCUCCCCCCAAAGACCCUCCUGGACUCCCCAUGGUGCCCCCCAAUUUCUUCCUUCCUUCCUCAUCUCCACCUGCCUUCCUGCCCUUUGCUGGGGUUCUUCGAGGCCCCGGCCGGCCAGUGCCUCCCUCCCCAGCUCCAGGAGGUAGCUGAGAGGGAUGGGGGGGCAGAUCUUGGACUCGUGAGGAGGGGUCUCCCUGCCCUGUGGGGGUCCACCCUUCUGGAAACUGUGAAGAUCACACUCUGCCCCCCCCCCAAUCUUCGGGACCAGGAUUUGCACAGAGGCACACGCACCUACCCGUAAACCCCCUCUGAGCACAGUGUCUCCCACCUGUGCCACCCAGGACUCACCGUCAGUUUCAGGCGCCCGGCCUCUGAGAACCCCACCACACGUCCACUUCGCUGUCCUUUCCCAAGCUGGGGGGACUGGGGAGCCACUGUUCCCCUCUACCCGCUACUCAGGUGGAGGAGGGGAGAGGCUGCAGGGAGCACUGAUAAGCAUGUAAAUUAUUAGGCGUUUGGUCAGAUUUCUUUUGUAAUAAACUAUUUUUGUACCAUA
Tupaia belangeri chinensis (Chinese tree shrew) is the source of this 1564-nucleotide messenger RNA. It is a transcript of the gene BCL3, whose product is annotated as BCL3 transcription coactivator. Gene Ontology annotation, biological process: cellular response to tumor necrosis factor. Gene Ontology annotation, cellular component: cytosol. The record is from RefSeq and is a predicted model, not a curated record. NCBI's taxonomy places the organism in Eukaryota, Metazoa, Chordata, Mammalia, Scandentia, Tupaiidae. Gene Ontology annotation, molecular function: NF-kappaB binding. The annotation marks the transcript as partial. The transcript is spliced from 9 exons.